Messenger RNA from Phanerochaete carnosa HHB-10118-sp, 711 nucleotides. RefSeq lists its product as uncharacterized. NCBI's taxonomy places the organism in Eukaryota, Fungi, Basidiomycota, Agaricomycetes, Polyporales, Phanerochaetaceae. The record is from RefSeq and is a predicted model, not a curated record. The transcript is spliced from 3 exons. The coding region runs from base 1 to 711 and encodes 236 amino acids.
AUGCUUACGGAGCAGCCAGAUUUUAUGCCUUCAGGAGACGGCUCCGAAGUGCGCUGUGUUCUCUGCUCUCCUGAAGAGGGAGGACCAACAAUUCGCAAGAAGAGUGUGGCGGCUCACAUCAAGGGAAGGUCCCAUGUGGAAGCGGUAGAGGAGCAUGAGCGCCGAGGAGCUCAAGUUGCAGCCAUCGCCGAAACACUCAACCGCAGAGAACAGCGAAGGGCUGAGGCUUCAUUGGCACUGCAAUCAAUUAACUUGAUACAACCUAGACAGCCUGCUUUAGCGAGAAAUGCAUCCAGCACAGCAGAAGAGGAGUUCUGGGCUGACUUCUCACAGGAUCCACACGCGUUCACGUUUAAUGCCAGAGAGGAUCCUGAUUUGGCAGCGGCAGAGAGUCAACGUCAACUCAAGCAGAAUGCAGAGGCCUUUGGAAUCUGGAACGCCCAUUCCACAGCUCAGGACCUAGGCUUCGGGAAUGAAAGCCCUGGCUCUGAUCCAUUCCUCGAGCUUCGCCUUGGCUCUGAGGACCCGGAUGAACUUCUAGCAGACCUUCUUGCCAGCACCGAACUGGACCCGCCGUCUGUAGAGGAUGCAGCUAACUAUGAGCUGCCUGCUUUUGCGCCAAGUGAUGCUGAUGCUGCGUCGUCAAACCAAUGGGCUCCGUAUGAGUCAAAGACAUUGACACACUCUUGUAUUACAGAUGUUUCUUCUUGA